GUUCGUUAGUCCACGUGACUGAAUUAGUUGUCGCGGGCGUGGGGUGCGGAGAGGAAUUCGUACAACAUGGCUCUUCAUAACGAAGUGGGUAUAGGGGACUUCGUCCUAUUAAACGACAUAACAUUGGAAGCCUUCAUGGAUAAUUUAAAAGUCAGAUAUAAUGGCGGAAAAAUAUACACUUACAUCGGAGAGGUGUGUGUAUCCGUUAAUCCCUAUCGAAACAUGAAUAUCUACGGCCAAGAAUUUAUAAACGAGUACCGAGGACGAGAGAUAUUCGAGAGACCGCCUCACAUAUUUGCCAUUGCAGAUGCUGCGUAUAAAACAAUGAAGAGAAGUGCAAAAGACACUUGUAUUGUCAUAUCAGGUGAAAGUGGAUCGGGGAAAACAGAGGCCUCAAAGAUAAUUAUGAGAUACAUCGCUGCCAUUACAAACACAAGUGGACAACAGGAAAUAGAAAGAGUGAAAAAUGUAUUACUGCAAUCAAAUUGUAUUUUAGAAGCAUUUGGUAAUGCAAAAACAAAUAGAAAUGAUAAUUCCAGCAGGUUUGGUAAAUAUAUGGACAUCAAUUUUGAUUUUAAAGGAGAUCCAUUAGGUGGACACAUCAAUAAUUAUUUACUUGAAAAGUCUAGAGUAGUGAGUCAACAGAAAGGUGAAAGAAAUUUCCAUUCAUUCUACCAAUUAUUGUAUGGUUGUCCAAGUGAUGUAUUGCAGAAAUACCAUCUUAAAAGUGAUGCUCAAGAAUACGUGUACACAAAACAAGGUGGAAAUCUUAAAGUAGACAGUAUAAAUGAUAAAUCCGAUUAUAGAGGAGUAUGUGGGGCUAUGAAAACUUUGGGAUUUUUAGAAGACCAAACUAACACAUUGUGGAAAAUUGUAGCUGCAAUAAUUCAUUUGGGUAAUGUCGAGUUUUCUACAAAAGAUGACGAAACUUGUAUAAAGAAUCAAAAUUCUCUUAAAAAUCUUUGUGAGCUACUUGAAAUAAAAAUUGAAGAUGCCAAGAAAGCGCUGUGCCAACGUGUUAUUGCUGCAAGAGGUGAGAUUAUGGCUAAAGGACACACUGUAGCAGAAGCAUAUUAUGGUAGAGAUGCUUUUGCUAAGGCAAUAUAUGAACGUAUGUUUUCGUGGAUUGUAAGCCGAGUGAAUGAAGCAAUUGAAGUUCAGAUGUCUGGUUACAUUCCUGGUAAAAAUACUGUAAUUGGAGUACUAGACAUUUAUGGUUUUGAGAUAUUUGAAGGAAACAGCUUUGAACAGUUUUGUAUUAACUAUUGUAAUGAGAAAUUACAACAACUUUUUAUCGAAUUGGUCUUAAAACAAGAACAAGAGGAGUAUCGUAGAGAAGGCAUUGAAUGGCAAAAUAUAGAAUAUUUUAACAAUGCAAUCAUAUGUAAUCUUGUAGAGGAACCACACAAAGGAAUAUUAGCUAUUGCCGACGAGGCUUGUUUAAAUGUUGGAAAAAUAACAGAUGAAAUGUUGUUAGAAGCCAUGGAUCUAAGGUUAGCAAAUCACAAACAUUACAGUAGUAGAAAGCUGGUUCCCACAGAUAAGAGUUUAGAGCAUCAGAGAGAUUUUCGUAUUCGUCACUAUGCCGGAGAUGUAACUUAUUCAAUUUUGGGAUUCUUAGAUAAAAAUAAAGAUACGUUAUUUCAAGAUUUUAAAAGAUUACUUCAUAGUAGUUCUAAUAAAUUUGUUAAAAGUAUGUGGAUUGAUGGGGCUCAAGAUGUUACACAGGUAACAAAAAGGCCUUUGACUGCUGGAACUUUAUUUAAAAAUUCAAUGAUUGCAUUGGUGCAAAACCUUGCUUCUAAAGAACCUUAUUAUGUGAGAUGCGUAAAACCCAAUGAUCACAAAUCGCCACUUCUGUUUGAUUACGAACGUGUUUCUCAUCAAGUCUGUUAUUUAGGUUUAUUAGAGAAUGUUAGGGUUAGAAGAGCAGGCUUUGCUUACAGACAAGCAUACGAUCGCUUUUUACGAAGAUAUAAAAUGAUUUCCAAGUACACCUGGCCCAGUUUUCGAGGCGGUUCUGAUCUAGACGGAUGCAGAGUUUUAAUCGAUGAACAGGGGUUUUCAGAUGAUGUGAAGUACGGAAGAAGCAAAAUAUUCGUAAGAUCUCCCCGAACCAUUGCAAAAUUGGAACAGACGAGGGCCGAUCUCAUUCCAGGGAUUGUAGUCUUUUUACAGAAGAUGUGGAGAGGUACCAUAGCAAGAAUGAGAUAUAGGAAAAUGAAAGCUGCUCUGACGAUCUUGCGUUAUUAUCGUAAGUGUAAAACAAGGUCAUACGUCAACCAACUUCUGAACCUUUUCAAGAAUGCAAAAACAAUGAAAGAUUAUGGUAAACAUAUAGUUUGGCCUACACCUCCAUACAUUAUGAAAAAUAAUGUCAACAACUUGAAAUCUAUUUACAGCAGGUGGAGAGCAUACAUGGUACUGCAACGUAUUCCUCCAGAAGAAUGGCCACAAUUACGACUGAAAGUGACUGCUGCAGCUAUUCUUAGUGGAAAGAGACAAGACAUCGGACUGAAGCAGAAAUGGGAAGGAAAUUAUUUGGCUAAGACUGGUGAUAACGACGACACGGCAGGUUUUGUAUCGUCUGUGGGUUCGCUGAAAACACGUGAUCAUUUUCGCAGAGUUUUAUUCUCUAGCUUUGUCAGAAAGAUCAACAGGCAUAAUAAAUGUGCAGAACGAGUAUUGGUUGUAACAGACAAAUAUUUAUAUAAAUUGGAUAAUAAGAAAUUUAAACCUUUGAGAUCACCAAUCCCUCUUGAAAAUAUAACUGGAAUAAGUGUGAGUCCUGGAACAGAUCAGUUGAUAAUCUUGCACUUGAAAGGAGGAAACGAUUUAGUUGUGGCUCUGACUUGUCGACAUAAUAACAAUCGAAUAGGAGAACUGAUUGGAACCGUUGCUCAUCAGUGGCAGACGUUAGAGAAAAAAGACCUUCAAGUUCUUGUUAAUGCACAGUUAAAGUGUAUGCUUGGGAACAAAUCUAGAACCAUAGCUGUGGAGUCAAGUUCGAGCGUUACUUUCCCCGCAUUUAAGAAGAAUGGAAAUGACUUGGUUCUUCUGUGGCCAACGAUGAAUGUAGAUAGCACCAAAGGACUGUGAAUAAUUAUUUUAAUUGUCACGAGUCUGCUUUGUAUAGUAAUUGUACAGGAAAAGCAUUUUAUGCCAAGAAAUGUAAAUCUUCAUUCUUAUUAUUAUUAUUAUUAUUAUUAUUAUAUACUAUUUUUAAUGCCACUAAUUAACUUGCCAAUUUUGCAUUUACUUAGAUAAAUAAGAUAUUUUAAAAUGGAAAAUUGAAGUUUUUUUUUUUAUACAAGGAUAUUUCUAUAAUUUAAAAAAUAUUGUAUAGAAAAAUAGAUUUAUUUAAUUUUAUUUUUCAAGAUUUUGUACUUAAAUUAUUGGAAAACAUUUGUCUAGAUAAUUUGAUCUUUGAAGGUCUGGAAUAAAAUUUUUAUUGGACUUUAUACUAUACAGAUAUUUAAAAAUUUUCAAUUAAAUGAUCUUGAUCAAAUUGUUUAUAAUCUGUAAAUUUUUAUAUUGCUGAAACAGGAUGGACUAUUGAUAAAAUAAAGAGCUUUUACUAUAUACUUGAUCACAGCUUAUUUGUUUCAUUUAAAAACAAAUUAUAAGGAUUGCUUCAUAACUAUAUUUACAAAUUAGACCUUGGCUGUAAUGACUGUUUCACUUUUUGACCUGCAAACACUGACUUUUCAUGACUUUUUAAGCAUUAAGAAACUGUUACAUGAGUUUGACUGGGCCAGUAGAGACCUAAACAAACAUUCAUCUUAAGCAUUAAGCAACUGUCUGACUAGUUCCCUAGGUCAGACAUACAGUCAACC
Messenger RNA from Centruroides sculpturatus (bark scorpion), 3836 nucleotides. RefSeq names its product unconventional myosin-Id-like (gene Myo31DF). Gene Ontology annotation, molecular function: actin filament binding; microfilament motor activity; ATP binding. NCBI's taxonomy places the organism in Eukaryota, Metazoa, Arthropoda, Arachnida, Scorpiones, Buthidae. The transcript has 22 exons. The record is from RefSeq and is a predicted model, not a curated record. Gene Ontology annotation, biological process: vesicle transport along actin filament; actin filament organization. Gene Ontology annotation, cellular component: cytoplasm; actin cytoskeleton; myosin complex. Bases 67 to 3099 code for a protein of 1010 amino acids.